AGGUUGUUGGAUUGACAGCUGUUUUGAAGGCUUUGGGCUGCUUACAGAGGCGUGAGAAGGAAGUGCUCUGUUUUGGAAAUCACAUGCUGAAGUUCUUUCACAGGCAGAAAGAAGAGGAGGAGACAGAGCUCAGAGUCCCAAGACUGUUCCUGUCCCAGCUCAAAGCAUCCCUGAUUGGCUGCCUGGCUCUUUGCUAUGGAACAGCCCACUUCCUCCACAGCCCAGCAGUUGUAUUUUAACCUCUUUGGCCCUGUGCAUGCUUUUUCCGCAAACCAUGUGAUUGUUUGAGCUUGUCUAAGCUUUGCAGCCUUGACAGGGCUCCUUUAUCAGCUUGCUUGCCCACUCGUGCUGGAAUAGUCUGGAAUGCCGCAGCUGGAUCCAGUGAUAACACUCUGGUUUGGGAGCUGCACACUGCACAGUUUCCUGUGACAGCAGAGGAGACGCUUGCAGAAAGCAGAGAGGGAGGAGUGGCUGUGCAGGCUACGUUUUCCCACAGGACAGUAGCUGGAGAUGUUUGCCGUCACUGCCUCUGUGCUCCGGCGAGGAGCUUUGAGAUACCGGGACAGCCAGUGCACCAUGGCAACCAUUGUGUCUGGAAACAAGACCGCACAACAGGUGAAGGAUCGACUGAAGAAGGAGGUAGCAGAGAUGAAGAAUCAGUUCUCAGGCUCCAGGCCUGGCUUGGUUGUCUUGCAGGUUGGGGACAGAGAUGACUCAAACCUCUACAUCAGCAUGAAGCUCAAGGCAGCGGCUGAGAUUGGGAUCAAUGCGAACCACAUUAGGCUUCCCGAGACAGCCACAGAGGAUGAAGUCCUGCGAAUUAUAGUUGCAGUGAAUGAGAAUCCUGCGGUCCAUGGCCUCAUCGUACAACUACCGCUUGACUCCAUCAACACAAUAAACACAGAGAAAGUAACCAAUGCUGUGGCCCCAGAGAAAGAUGUGGAUGGCCUGACCAGUAUAAAUGCAGGGAAGCUGUCUCGUGGAGACCUGGGCGACUGUUUCAUCCCAUGCACUCCUAAUGGCUGUAUGGAGCUCAUCAGUCAGACCGGUGUGAGUGUGAUGGGGAAGAAUGCUGUCGUGAUUGGCCGCAGUAAGAUCGUUGGAGCUCCAAUGCACGAUCUGCUCUUAUGGAAUCACGCCACAGUGACCACCUGUCACUCAAAGACCCUUGACCUUGCUGAACAGGUGGGCAGAGCAGACAUCUUGGUUGUGGGUGCUGGCAGAGCUGAGAUGGUGAAAGGAGAGUGGGUGAAGGAGGGGGCGGUGGUCAUAGACUGCGGUAUCAAUCAUAUACCAGACAGCAGUAAAGCCAGUGGGAAACGGGUGGUGGGGGAUGUGCACUACCCCUCAGCUAAAGAGCGAGCUGGAUACAUCACCCCAGUGCCUGGUGGAGUCGGACCCAUGACUGUAGCCAUGCUGAUGAAGAAUACAGUAGAAAGUGCAAAGCGGUUUCUGCAGACGUACACUCCAGGAAAAUGGAACAUUGAUUACACAAAGAAGAAACCCCAAGAGCCUCAGCCGUGUGAUGCUGACAUCUCCUGUUCAUGCCAAAGCAAACCAAUUGGUCAGCUUGCAAGAGAGGUGGGCUUGUUUUCUGAGGAAGUGGAGCCAUAUGGUAGGAGCAGGGCUAAGAUACGACUGGAUGCUCUGAAACGCAUGGAGAAACAGCCUGAUGGGAAAUAUGUGGUUGUCACUGGAAUUACUUCUACUCCAUUGGGCGAGGGAAAGCGCACCACCGCUCUCGGACUGGCUCAGGCUUUAGGGGCCCACCUGAAUAUCAACGCUUUUGCUUGCGUGAAAGAGCCUUCCCCAGGAUGCUGUUUUGGUGCUAGGGGGAUUGCUGUUGGAGGUGGAUAUUCUCAGAUUAUCCCGUUGGAGGAGGUCAGCCUUCAGUCUUCAGGUCAAAAUGAGCUAAUUUCUGCCGCCAGUAAAGUGGUGAUGGACACUAUUAAAGCGCAUGCUCACUAUGAGACCAAGCUCUCUGAGAAGGCUUUGUUUGACCUGUUGGUUCCUCUCAAAAUGGGGCAAAGGUCCUUUUCUCCAGCACAGCUCAAGCGAAUGAAGAAACUGGGCAUUGAGAAAUCCGACCCCUUGACCUGCACAGGAACCGAGAUUAGACGUUUUGUCCGAUUAGACAUUGACCCAGACACUGCAACAAAUCCUGGCUCUCUGGAAAAUGAGAUCAUGGCUAUACUGUCACUCAGCAGCAGUGUGGAGGAGAUGCAGCAGAGGCUGGCCAAGAUAGUAGUGGCUACAAACAAAUCUGGAGAUGCUGUCACCACAGAGGAUUUAGAUGUGAGUGGUCCGUUGGCCAUGCUAUUGAAAGAUGCCAUGAAACCUGUCUUGAUGCAAACUGUAGAGGGUACACCGGUGUUUCUUCACACCAGCCCAUUAGCUGAUAUUGCCCAAGGCAGUCCUUCCAUUCUGGCAGACAAACUGGCUUUAAAAAUGGUUGGAUCCGAAGGUUUUGUAGUCACUGAGUCUGGUCAGGGGGCUGACACUGGCUUGGAGAAGUUUUUCAACAUUAAAUGUCGCUACUCAGACCUGCGGCCAGAUGUGGUAGUGAUGGUGGCCACUGUUCGUACCCUGAAGAUGCAUGGCGGUGCCCCCUCUGUCCAAGCUGGUUUGCCCCUUCCAAAAGAGUAUUCACAGGAGAACCUAAAGCAGCUGGAGAGAGGCUGUUGUCAUCUGAAGAGACAGGUGGAAAAUGCACAAGCAUUUGGUUUGCCAGUGAUCGUAGCUGUCAACAAAUUCAGCUCUGAUACUGACGCUGAGCUGGAGCUGGUGUGUGGCCAGGCGAGGCAAGCUGGAGCCUUUGAAGCAGUGCAGUGCACUAACUGGUCUAAUGGGGGCGCAGGAGCGCUGGCUCUGGCAGAAGCUGUUCAGAGAGCAGCUAAACUGCCUGGACAGUUCAGGUUCCUCUAUGACACACAGAUUCCAGUUGCAGAUAAGUUAAGGACUGUGGCACAAAAGAUGUAUGGUGCAAAAGAUAUCGAGCUGUCUCCAAAAGCAAAAGAAAAGCUUGCACUUUAUACAAAACAGGGCUUUGGGAAUUUGCCGGUUUGCAUAGCUAAGACACACCUGUCCUUGAGUAAUGACCCCAUGACGAAGGGAGUGCCUAUCAACUUCAUGCUGCCCAUAGCUGAUAUCAAGGCCAAUGCUGGAGCAGGUUUCCUCUGCUGUCUGACUGAACCGACAAACACAGAAAUGGAUGAUCCCAUGUGGCCCUGUUUCCAUGGCAACAACCUUUACAGUGACAGCAAGUAGCGCAAUGGUUACUUGCUAAGAUGGGCAAGCUGAAAUUGGUUUAAUUAAUGGCCAAUCAAACGUUUAGUAAGUGGAAAUUAACAGUUUUCUUUUUAAACAUGGCUAAAUGAUUUCUAAAACCUACAAAUACUCUUAAGUCAAAUAGUGGCAUCAAAUUCUAGCUCUUUUAUGAUCAACAUGUAUUGUAUUUUCAAGCAUUUCCAUGCAACUGCUGUUUUUUUUUAAUUUGCUGUAAAAACAACUAAUUAUGUCUUUUUCACUGUAUUAAGUGUAAAUUUGUAAACUGACAAAUGAUGUUGCUCUGUAUUUUAGAAAUUCACUCCAGAUCUCACAGUUAUUACAGUGUGCUUCUUGAUCCAUGUGAUAUUUUUAGCCAUGAAUGAGCUUUAGCAACACAGAACCAAUUGUCUGUCAGUAUUUUUCCUAUUACACUAAUGUUUGCCAGUAUUAUUGAAAGCCACAUUUGAUUUUAUAGAUAAUGUGCGAAUAUAUGAGAUAGCAUAAUGUCUAUAUGUUUACUCUAUAUGCUAUCUUAUCUGACCAUUUAAUGAAGUUUCCAGUUGCUAUAGAUACUAAGCUGCCAACCUGAUUGUAGACUAUAAUUAGAUAAUUGUAUAUUUGUCCAGCUUGUUAGUCCAGUUUUAUUUUUAGCCUCCUCUUCAAUACACGUUACCCAGCAGCCAUUGCUGCCGUCCAGUAGUCAAUGAUCACUGUCAAUGUGUCCCUUACAGUUAUCUGAUGCUGUGUGACUAGAAAAGCAUUCUGUUUCUAUGGGGUAAAACCAUGUGUGUAUACCAUGCUGUGCUGAUAUUAUGAAUUUGAGCUAAUCAAAAAUUAAACCCAAUAUUUCGGAGUUCUGUUUUAACAAAAGAUUGCUGGUUUAUGUUUUAAUUUGGUUUAAAAUGUUAUUACAUUCAUACAUAGACGUGUUAAACACCUUUGUAUCCAGAUACUUACAGAAAUCCUAAUAUAAAAGGUGUUAUCAUAUUUUAGGACAUUGUGCUUUGUAAAAUAAAUGUUGUCACCAUGAAAAUAGAGCCAUGUUUGCGAAGUGGGAUACUGAGUGUGCAUCUGGCCUGUUUGUUUCAGGGGUUAGUUCAGGACACUGCAACCAGGUUUAUCAGUAUGAGGCAGCCU
Messenger RNA from Onychostoma macrolepis, 4404 nucleotides. It is a transcript of the gene mthfd1a, whose product is annotated as methylenetetrahydrofolate dehydrogenase (NADP+ dependent) 1a, methenyltetrahydrofolate cyclohydrolase, formyltetrahydrofolate synthetase. Gene Ontology annotation, biological process: tetrahydrofolate interconversion. The coding region runs from base 511 to 3267 and encodes 918 amino acids. The transcript has 27 exons. Gene Ontology annotation, cellular component: cytosol. Gene Ontology annotation, molecular function: ATP binding; formate-tetrahydrofolate ligase activity; methylenetetrahydrofolate dehydrogenase (NADP+) activity. The record is from RefSeq and is a predicted model, not a curated record. NCBI's taxonomy places the organism in Eukaryota, Metazoa, Chordata, Actinopteri, Cypriniformes, Cyprinidae.